Molecule: messenger RNA, 2724 nt
Organism: Drosophila takahashii
Lineage: Eukaryota; Metazoa; Arthropoda; Insecta; Diptera; Drosophilidae
Source: RefSeq, a predicted model, not a curated record
CUCUAUCGCCCAUCGAAUUUGCAUAAAAAAACUUUCAGCAGCGUUUCAAAGCGCGCACGGCGUUUCCGAUUCUAGAGCAGUUUUAGCUAUUCCGCAUUUUAAAUUAUAGGCCCUGUGAACUGAGUCCUCCGCUUUCCGCAGCAGGUGCAUAGUGAAUGCGCAGCGCAGGCCAUUAAUAGCUAGCGCUGAAGAAGCCUCUUGAACUGCGAAUUCAAGUGUUUUGUUUGCUCGCCGCGCCGCUCGUCGGGAUCCGCAUAUAUUAUUUACCGUUGCGAAUACGAAACUGAAAGUGCAAUCCGCAAGCCGCAGAAACUGUAAAUUAUGUAAAAGUAUUGGGCCAACAACAAGUCGCUGGUGCCAGUGUGUGUGUGUCGAGUGAGCUUAUCAGAAAAGUUUAAUGGAGGCUGCGCCGGUAAUUUCUCGGCCUUCUUCAUUUCUACACCCCAAUCUCCUCCAGCAACAACAGCUGCACGCGGCGAACAACAAAAGUAACUGCGAAUAGCCGCUGCCCUUUGUUAAGCGCCGCAUAAAAAAAGCGUCGAAAAAUUAUGUUGACAACGGAAAACCACAUCCAUAAUGAAGAAGACGAAAUAAACAAAUAAAUGCUCAAUAACUAAAUUGCAAUGCAAGCUAGAAUUUAGCGUGAUUUAAUGAUGAUUUAAUGCCAACAACAACGGACUAGACAAACUUUGCCACUUGGCUAAAAGGGAAGCCAGAAAGCCUUCAGACUGGAGGCCUCACUCACCCUGAAGCGCAUCUUUGCCCGCAAAAUUGGCUACAAGGCGAAAUCGAAGUCAAUUUUAGCGGCCAUGCGCACGAAACACCUGAUCCUGCUACUGAUCGGAGUGAUAAUCGCCACGAUCGUGUUUAUCGCAUUCGGACCGGCCGGCGAGCCGAACGAUUCAUUCAAGAACAUCGUCGUACAGACGCACCAGCAGUUCAAAGAGUUUCAGGAGAACCUCCGCGUUGGUUUGGAACGCAAAAAACUUGAAAUAGACCCCAAGUACUUGCUGCUUCUGGGCUUCACCUCGCCAAAGGAUGCCUCACGAGGCGAGCAACAGCAGGAGCAGCAGGGUGGCAUUGGGUCACCAGGUCACCAGCACCUGCCAAAAACAGAUUUCCCAGCGCCCGCGACCAAAGCGGAACAGGAGCUCAGCGAGCUGCGGGGCCUGCGGCGUCCCCAGGAUGCUGUCACGUUCGAUGGCCUGGCGGGAGAUCGCGAGCAGCGGGGACAGCGCAAGCGGAUCACCACGCCGUACAACGGAACAAAGAUCAGCUUCACCGUCGUCACGUAUGUGCUGGAGGGACAGGCUGCCUCGGCCAUUCUACUGGCCCAGAAUAUUGCAGCGAAGCUUCCCAGCGAGUACCUCCUCAUCUACGACUUGGGCGUGUCCGAGGAGCAACUGCGGGACCUGGGCGCCUACUGCAAUAACAGCCGCUGCUCGGUGAUCACCUAUGACCUGUCGGAGUUCCCCUCCUUCGUCGCGGAUCAGCGGACGCACGCCUACCGGCCCAUCGUGAUCAAGGACGGUCUGAUGCGUGCUCGGUCGGUUCUGUUCCUGGAAAACUACAUGCGAGUGCGGGGCAGCUCCAGCCAGCUGCAUAGCUUGCAAGGCGGCGUGAUGAAGCCAGGAGUAAAGACGGCUGGAGUUCGGUCCGUCGGCGUCCUUGGCUGGAACACACCGACGGCUGUGUCCUCGCUGACGCAUCCCAAAAUGUUCGACUACUUCGAGUCGAAAGCUGAGGACUUCAACUUCCUUCGGAUGGUCGACCUGGAUGCGGUAUUCUUCUCGGACAGUCCCCUGGUUACCGAGAAGAUAAUGCUGCCCUGGCUUAAGUGUUGUCUCACCCUCGAAUGCAUCGAUCCAAUCGGUGCCCAAUCGAAUGGUUGCAAGUUCAACAAGAAGCCUCUUUACCGAUACUCCGGCUGUCACGGCUACGAUGCGUCCGCAUUCAACAUUGUACUGGGUCUCAACUCGCAAAUGGACAAUUCCGAGUACUCGCUGCCCAGCGACAGUCCUCGCAACAUUUUCUACAAGGAGACGCUAGAGCAGGCGACCCGGAUUCUGGAGAGCCGGCGGCGCAACAGCAGCGAGACAUCCGACCAUCCGUUUACGGACGACUGAGAGGGAAAAUUCUGAAAUAAGAACUGAACGUGGGCGUGGCCAAAGCAUUUGAUACAACAUUUUCUACCGACACACACACACACACACGCAGACACACUCAGGAGCCGGCGGAACAAACCAAGAUUAGUAGCAAUUUCGGCAUAAAUAAGAGUCCUUAAUAUGAGUUAGAUGACGCUCAGGCGAUUCCCCAUUAAGCAGAGAUCGACAGACGAUUUGGUGUCCAAGACAAGAUCAGAAGGAACAGAACAGAACAGACCAGAGCACAGUAGUUUAGCGUAGCGUUAGGAUGUGCAGUUUAUCAAUACUUAUAACAAUUUAGUCAAGCCCUAGUUACUUAUUGAACGAAAUCUACAUGAAUAUCUGUGUGAAUGUUUCCGUGUGUUUGCUGCGAGCAUCGAUAAUUAUAAAACCCCCGUUUAGUUACUGCCCCAACUGUAAAUACAUAAGAACAUCAAAUGGCAUACAUUUUGUGAUUGUAUUUUAUAGUUACUCACGCAUAGACAAACAUAUACAGUAUAUAAAUAUAAAUGUAAUGUAACUAUCCUAGAAAAAGACGAGCCAAAAAACUAAGUUAAUAAAAUUCUGAAUUACCAAUACC